Molecule: messenger RNA, 2189 nt
Organism: Enhydra lutris kenyoni (northern sea otter)
Lineage: Eukaryota; Metazoa; Chordata; Mammalia; Carnivora; Mustelidae
Gene: RUNX2
Product: runt related transcription factor 2
Biological process (GO): regulation of cell differentiation; neuron differentiation; hemopoiesis
Cellular component (GO): nucleus
Molecular function (GO): ATP binding; DNA-binding transcription factor activity, RNA polymerase II-specific; RNA polymerase II cis-regulatory region sequence-specific DNA binding
Source: RefSeq, a predicted model, not a curated record
AAAAAAGGAGGGACUAUGGCAUCAAACAGCCUCUUCAGCACAGUGACACCAUGUCAGCAAAACUUCUUUUGGGAUCCGAGCACCAGCCGGCGCUUCAGCCCUCCCUCCAGCAGCCUGCAGCCCGGCAAGAUGAGCGACGUGAGCCCGGUGGUGGCUGCGCAACAGCAGCAGCAGCAGCAACAGCAACAGCAGCAGCAGCAGCAACAGCAGCAGGAAGCGGCGGCGGCGGCAGCUGCGGCGGCGGCAGCAGCGGCGGCCGCGGUGCCCCGGUUGCGGCCGCCCCACGACAACCGCACCAUGGUGGAGAUCAUCGCUGACCACCCGGCCGAGCUGGUCCGCACCGACAGCCCCAACUUCCUGUGCUCUGUGCUGCCCUCGCACUGGCGCUGCAACAAGACCCUGCCCGUGGCCUUCAAGGUGGUAGCCCUCGGAGAGGUACCAGAUGGGACUGUGGUUACUGUCAUGGCGGGUAACGAUGAAAAUUAUUCUGCUGAGCUCCGAAAUGCCUCUGCUGUUAUGAAAAACCAAGUAGCAAGGUUCAACGAUCUGAGAUUUGUGGGCCGGAGUGGAAGAGGCAAGAGUUUCACCUUGACCAUAACUGUCUUCACAAAUCCUCCCCAAGUAGCCACCUAUCACAGAGCUAUUAAAGUUACAGUGGAUGGACCCCGGGAACCCAGAAGGCACAGACAGAAGCUUGAUGACUCUAAACCUAGUUUGUUCUCUGACCGCCUCAGUGAUUUAGGGCGCAUUCCUCAUCCCAGUAUGAGAGUAGGUGUCCCGCCUCAGAACCCACGGCCCUCCCUGAACUCUGCACCAAGUCCUUUUAAUCCACAAGGACAGAGUCAGAUUACAGACCCCAGGCAGGCACAGUCUUCCCCGCCGUGGUCCUAUGACCAGUCUUAUCCCUCCUACCUGAGCCAGAUGACGUCCCCGUCCAUUCACUCCACCACCCCGCUGUCUUCCACACGGGGCACGGGGCUUCCUGCCAUCACCGACGUGCCCAGGCGCAUUUCAGAUGAUGACACUGCCACCUCUGACUUCUGCCUCUGGCCUUCCGCUCUCAGUAAGAAGAGCCAGGCAGGUGCUUCAGAACUGGGCCCUUUUUCAGACCCCAGGCAGUUCCCAAGCAUUUCAUCCCUCACUGAGAGCCGCUUCUCCAACCCACGAAUGCACUAUCCAGCCACCUUUACUUACACCCCGCCAGUCACCUCAGGCAUGUCCCUCGGUAUGUCCGCCACCACCCACUACCACACCUACCUGCCACCACCCUACCCCGGCUCUUCCCAAAGCCAGAGUGGACCCUUCCAGACCAGCAGCACUCCAUAUCUCUACUAUGGCACUUCGUCAGGAUCCUAUCAGUUCCCCAUGGUGCCGGGGGGAGAUCGGUCUCCUUCCAGAAUGCUUCCGCCAUGCACCACCACCUCGAAUGGCAGCACGCUAUUAAAUCCAAAUUUGCCUAACCAGAAUGAUGGUGUUGACGCUGAUGGAAGCCACAGCAGUUCCCCAACUGUUUUGAAUUCUAGUGGCAGAAUGGAUGAAUCUGUUUGGCGACCAUACUGAAAUUUCCUCAGCAGUGGCCCAGCGGUAUCUGGGAGCCGCAUCCCAAAUGUAUCAAUAUAUACAUAUAUAGAGAGAGUGCAUAUAUAUGUAUAUCAAUGAGCUAUCUGCAAAGUGCCUAUUUUCUAGAAGAUUUUUCAUUCCCUCACUCAGUCAUGAUCUUCCAACCGUUAAGAGGGUAGAGAUACUGAGAAGCAAAAGGCCCGAGAGACACCAUCCUAUCUAGGUUCCAGGUUGUUUUCUACUUAAAAUGUACUUUUACAAACCUAGGAAAAAGGUAUUUUUUUGUUGUGUUGUUGUUUGGCCUGUUGCCACAAAUCAUCUGUUCCCAUGGCAAGUCAGAGAGGUGGACUCCAGGUUCAGGAGGAAGAAGAGCAAAGCCACUUCCUCUCUGUGCUUUGAUACCACACACCCUCGUGGUGGCGGCUAUGUCUGGACCCGUGCAUUCUGCAGACCAGCUUCCAAAACCGGUCGAGGUGCACAUCAAGGGCAAAGAGGGAGAAUGGAUGGUUCCAUCACAGUACCAUCCAUUCCGAGUCACUGUCCCAAACUUUGCUUUCAGACUUGCCGUGAGUUCUCAUCUGAACUGUUUGGUUCAGUUUUUGUUCUUGUUUUUUUUUUUUUUUUCUUUC